Messenger RNA from Trichoderma asperellum CBS 433.97, 1426 nucleotides. The record is from RefSeq and is a predicted model, not a curated record. NCBI's taxonomy places the organism in Eukaryota, Fungi, Ascomycota, Sordariomycetes, Hypocreales, Hypocreaceae.
CAGCACAGGCUCAAUUCCGGCUGUCCCACCAGCCCACCAGCCACGGUAGAGAGCCCCACGGAUCUCUGUCUGGCCGUAGGCAAAAAUCCCGAGGCACAGUAGGGGUUGGCUCUGUGCUCGGAAAAGAAAAGAAGAGAGAGAGAGAGAGAGAGAGAAAGGGAGAGAGAAAAGCCCCGGAUCCGAGAUUAGAUUCCGCCUUGGGCUGCAUCACGACGCAUUCCUGGUUCGAGCGUCUCUGGCCACUGGCCUCUGGUAUUUGGCCAGCUGCUUCGUUUUCCCCUCCCCUCCUCAGCCCGGACUAUCCUACUUAGAAGCCAAAAUCAUGCCUCUCGAGACAAUAUACGUCGUUCGCCAUGGGUUUCGGUCUAGUUGGUCCGUCGACCACACCACGGGAGUGUACUCAGCUUCCAUCCCGUCACCAACAGGAAUCGCUGUGGACCCGGCCCUCACCGCCCAUGGAGUUGAUCAGUCAAGAGAGCUUGGGCGUCACCUCAUGACGCUGGAUCCUCCCGUAGAGGCUGUAUACUCGAGCCCGUAUUACCGGUGUCUUCAGACCAUUACCCCGUUUGUUGAGCUUCAGCAACAAAAACAGGCCAAUGGCGACGUUCUGGGCAGUGGUUCCCCCUCUGCCACCACGAUAAUACGUCCUGAGCACGGACUCUGCGAGUGGUUUGGGUCAGCACCUUUUGAGCAUCCCGGCCCAGCCUCACCCUCAGUCUUGAAAUCCUUGUUCCCUGCCUUUGACGAGAGCUACGUGUCGGCCAAGCAUCCUCCAAAGAGGGGCGAGACGCUGGCUCAGCUGCAGGCCCGGCUUACGGCCACGAUGCAGAGUAUCAUUGAUCGCUGCGACGCUGAAGAUAGGCGAGCCGUUGUUCUGUGUACUCACGCGGCCGUGGUCAUUACGUUGGGUCGUAUUCUCACAGGAUGCUUCCCUGAAACAGUCGACACGGACGAUUUCCGUGCAUUUACGUGCGGAGUGAGUGUCUACCGCCGGAAACUUAUCAAUCAGGAUGGUCAUGGGCCGCAAGUAACGAGGAAUUUGACUGCGAAAGAGCCCGGCCUUAAAGUUGUUGGAGGUUGGACGUGUGAGGCCAACAGCGACUGCAGCUUUUUGACUGGUGGCGAAGAACGAGGCUGGAAGUUUGUGGGAGAUGAAGAGUUUCCAGACACAGGCUCCAUGUCUAAUGAUGCAUCUGAGCCCAAGCUAUAGCACGAUGUCUUUAGGCCCCUAAAUCUACAAGUAGGGGAGAUAGAAGAUGAUGUAAUUGCAUUUGCGAAGCAAGAAGAACCAUGUACAGAGUAUGAAUAGACCAUUACAUAGGUAGAUAGACCAACGGCGGAAGGCAGAGGUUAGCAGUUGUCGAAAGUAGGUAUUAUUAGAUUUCGUCAUCAGGAGCUCGCCGCGUGGCAAACUGCUCCAAGGGCA